Molecule: messenger RNA, 1387 nt
Organism: Gasterosteus aculeatus aculeatus (three-spined stickleback)
Lineage: Eukaryota; Metazoa; Chordata; Actinopteri; Perciformes; Gasterosteidae
Product: claudin-3
Cellular component (GO): bicellular tight junction; membrane
Molecular function (GO): structural molecule activity
Source: RefSeq, a predicted model, not a curated record
CACUCACAGAUUACUACUAGUUGGGUCUCAGGUUGACCCUUUCGUCUUUGCAGAUUUAUAACCUCCUCUCAGGUGUGACACACAGUCAGGGGCAGAAGAGGAAGACCUUUCAGCAUGUCUGUAGGGUUAGAGUUGAUAGGCAUCUGCCUUUGUAUUUUGGGAUGGAUUAUUGCCAUUUUGGCGUGCGCCCUUCCCAUGUGGAGGGUGACGGCCUUCAUCGGCAGCAACAUUGUGACCGCUCAGAUCAUCUGGGAGGGCCUGUGGAUGACCUGCGUGGUCCAGAGCACGGGCCAGAUGCAGUGUAAGGUCUACGACUCCAUGCUCGCCCUCUCCCAGGACCUCCAGGCCGCCCGCGCCCUCACCGUCAUCUCCAUCCUGCUCGCCAUCCUCGCGGUGCUCAUCGCCAUCGCCGGGGCCAAGUGCACCAACUGCAUUGACGACGAGGCGUCCAAGUCCAAGGUGAUGAUCAUCUCCGGGGUGUUCUUCAUCGUUGCCGGAGUCAUGCAGCUCAUCCCUGUCUCCUGGUCGGCCAACACAAUAAUCAGGGACUUCUACAACCCGUUGCUUACCGAUGCUCAGCGGAGGGAGCUGGGGGCCGCGCUGUACAUCGGCUGGGCGGCGGCUGCCCUCCUGAUUCUUGGCGGCGGACUGCUCUGCUGCUCCUGCCCGCCGCGCGAGACCAGGUACAAUCCUUCGCGAAUGGCCUACUCUGCCUCACGGUCUGCAGGUGGCCCAGGGUUGGAAAGGAAAGACUACGUAUGAAAGAUGAUCGAAGAGAAAAAUAACUUGAGUCGCGAACCAGCUCUCCAAACUCAACUGAGGGUGUACUGAGGAAACGAGCUGAAGGGAACAAGGAGACUCCGUAAGGAUAUAUGUGUUUGAUUUCGUCUCUCUGACCGGCUUUGUUUUUUCAGAGACCAAAAAUCCCUAAAAGGACAUUAGAGUAAAUCUCCUUUAAUCAUGUUUCAAAACAAAUAAAAUAAUGUUCUGUCUUUUUUCAGAUCAACACGCUAAAUCUUAAUGUCACAAUCAAGACCAAAUCAUAUAUACUUUCUAUACAGUCAUGGCGCCUUAAUGUUUACCACUGAAAAGCCAGUUCUGUUUAGAUAACGGAGGACUUCUUAAAUGGUACAAAUAAGCCAUCAAAGGUAUUGGGUGUGUGUAAAUACUGCAGGAUGCGUGUCAUUAUUCACCUGAAACUGUCAAGGCAAGUGACUGUAUUCAAUGCAGUUCUUGGUAUAUUGUGGGGGAGAGGACUUUAAGUGUCUUACAAUGGGGACGGAGAGCAAAACCAGUAACGACCUUUGUGUGCGAUGAACAACUGCAAUAAAUGUAUACGACAAGUUUUUGUUUUUUAAUAAACAUGACCCACUUUUUUUAAACUAUG